AUGGUCUUGGCCACAAGGGCACACUGCUGGCUCAUGGCCGACCUGUCGUCCACCAGGACACCCAGGUUCCUCUCUGCAGAGCUCCCCUCCAGCAGCUCAUCCCCCAACCUGUACCGCUGCAUGGAAUUAUUCCUCCCCAGAUGCAAGACUCUACACUUGCUGUUGUUAAACCUCAUCCCGUUUUUUGUGCCCAGCUCUCAGCCUGUGCAGGUCUUGCUGAAUGGCAGCACGGCCUUCAGCCAAUCCUCCCAACUUCGUAUCAUCGGCAAACUUGCUGAGGGUGGCCAUUAUCCCCUCAUCAAGGUCAUUGAUGAAGAUGUUGAACAAGACCGGACCCAGCACAGACCCCUGAGGAACACCGCUGGUUACAGGCCUCCAACCGGAUUCUGCACCACCAACAACGACCCUCUGUGCUCUGCCAGUCAGCCAGUUCUCAACCCACCUCACUGUCCACUCAUCUAUCCCACACUUCCUCAGCUUUGUUAUAAGGAUGUCGUGGGGGACAGCAUCAAAUGCCUUGCUGAAAUCAAGGUAGACUACAUCCACUGCUCUGCCCCCAUCCACCCAGCCAGAGACAACAUCAUAGAAGCCUACCAGGAGAUGGCAUCCAGCACAGCUGUUCCAUCACCUUUCCAGGGACAGAGCUCUGAAGUGGAGAUGCCUCGAUGGCAGCACUUGAUGGCCUGGUUCGGCCCGGUUCCAUGAGCAGCAGGGUGGAAAAGGGAAACAGGGGAUCCCAAAAUGAUUGAAAACAGUGGCAACGAUCUGAGGUGCAACAAACUGAUUUACUAAAUAUGGUAUCAGCAAAAUAGAAUGAGAGCGAGCGAGCGAGAGAGUGUGUCUGAAAGGUGGAUAGGCCUCACCACAGCGCUGAGCUGAGAACUGCAGUCCAGUUGAGCCCAGGAAGAAAAGCAGGCGGAGAAGCGCAGGCGAAGACGAGAACAUCAGGGGACUUGGCCAGGAGCUGUGUGUCCUUGCUGAGCGCAAAGCCUCCUGGGGAAACGUGGUUCUUCUUCUCCUCCAGACAGGCACCCGCAACUUGAGCAUCAGCAGCCAAACCCCCAGUGCAUGACAUGAUGAGAUGGUGUGCAAUGCUGAGAACCCAAAGCGUAGCACCAGGACGUUCCCCCCCCUUAUUCUACAUCAUGCUUAACAGAUACAAACAAAAUAGGAGUCGUCCCCAGACUCGUGAAGGGAAAGGGUGACAGAGAACAAAGGGGAAACUGGGUACCAAUGUGACAGCUGUGUACGGGGGGAGGGGAAGUUUGGUGGGAGAGAAAACAGCGGUGAAUUCUGUUUCUCUCCACCUCUGUAAGGCUUUCCUCACUCUCUCUCACAACAGGCAAGUUGAUGACAUACCAGCUAAAAAAGAAAGCUACGAGGUGGGCACAAAACCACCCCAAGGGCCAGGCAGAGAGGGCUGCGAGCACUGGCAAAAGCUCAGCUGGAAGCCAGUUGAUAGAAAGGGGCCUUGGCCUCCACCCAGCACCAGCAGCGUUCCACCCCUCCAUCAGGGCCCUGGCAGCACAGUCUGCAGAUGAUGCAGAGGUACGAGGAGCAGUUGAAACAGCACAUCAUCGUGCAGUAAUUCAAAUGCAGGAACUGCAAGGAGCGACAGGAAAACACUGGGCAAAGCAGUCGCCUCUCAUGGCGAAAACGCCAGAUUUAAGGGGAAAAACUGGGAUUUCAUAGCUGGAAAAGCCAUAUUUAAGAGGAAUACCCCCCAAUUUCAGUGAAAAAACAGGGAUUUCUGGGAGAAUACCCCAGAUUUAAGGGGGAAAACAGGGAUUUGUGGGAGAAAACCCAAAUUUAAGGGGGAAAAUGGGAUUUCUGGGAGAAAACCCCAGAUUUAAGGGCAAAAGCAGGAAUUGCUGGGUGAAAAAUCCAGAUUUAAGUGGAAAAACCCCCAAUUUAAGGGGAAAAACGGAGAUUUCUGGGAGAAAACCCCAGAUUUAAGGAGAAAAAAUGGGAUUUCUGGGAGAAAAACCCGGAUUUAGGGGGAAAAUGGAUUUCUGGGAGAAAAAUCCAGAUUUAAGGGGGAAAACUGGGAUUUGUGGGAGAUAAAAUCCAGAUUUAAGUGGAAAAACUGGGAUUUCAGGGAGAAAAGCCCAGAUUUAAGGGGAAAAAACAGGGAUUUCUGGGAGAAAAAGACACAUUUAUUGGGAAAAACAGGGAUUUCUGGGAGAGAAAAGCCAGAGUUAAGGGGAAAAACAGGGAUUUCUGGGAGAAAACCCCAGAUUUAAGGGGAAAAACAGGGAUUUCUGGGAGAAAACCCGAGAUUUUGGGGGAAAAACAGGGAUUAAAGGGUUUUCUGCCAGCAAUCCCAGGCGUUCCCUUGAAAUCUGGGAUUUUCUGCCACAAAAACACCGCGAGCCCCUCCACCAUCGCAGCUCCACGCCGCCUCCGGCCACUCAUUGGUCAGGGCCAGUUCCGGCCCGUUCGUGCCUCUCAUUGGCCAGCUGCAGCUCCGUCCCGCCCCCGGACUCUCAUCGGUCAGGGCCAGUUUCGGCCCAUUCGUGCCUCUCAUUGGCCAGCUGCAGCUCCGUCCCGCCCCCGGACUCAGCAAAGCGCCCUGGCACAACACGCGGCGCUGCCGUACCGCACUUUAAGCCGCUGGAGCUGCAGCAGCGCAGCGCGGCUCCGUGUCGCCCAGCCUCGAGGCUGAGCUCUGCUCCGAGGCACGUUCCCCUGCCGCCCACCCGCUGCCCUCUCCUCCUCCCCGCUCCCAGCGCUGCUCUUCACACCAUCCCCCCCACACCUCCACUCCUCGUGUCCCAAUGCCAGGCUGAUGUGCAGCCCAAGGCUGCCCGCGUGCAGCGGGGCUUCCCGGGGCAAACAGCAACCCUCAGCACAGCGCAGGGCUGAAAAAGCCACCACGAAGAGAGGCAAGCUCCAGGGGCUGAGUGCAGGGACGCCUUUCUUCCUCCCGGGCCGCUUCCCCUCCUUCGUGCUUUUGCUGGCGGUCCUUGGAGAGCAAGGGCAGGCUCACAGCCUGUGGGCAGCAGCUACAGGUGGGCUGAAAGGCCACCCGUUA
This is a messenger RNA of Lagopus muta (rock ptarmigan), 3034 nucleotides long. RefSeq lists its product as uncharacterized. NCBI's taxonomy places the organism in Eukaryota, Metazoa, Chordata, Aves, Galliformes, Phasianidae. The record is from RefSeq and is a predicted model, not a curated record. The transcript has 3 exons. The coding region runs from base 1 to 705 and encodes 234 amino acids.